UAACAGGAACAAGAAAAAAGGAAGAGAGAAGAUGUGAAAGCGAGAGGGACAGCAGUUAGUCUGAGAGUCCGAGGAACAGCUUUCACAAAUCAUUUUGUCACCAACUAAUUAUUUGGUCUUCCAGAAAGAGGGGGCUCUAAAACAAGAGUGAGGUCUGAGUCUGAAGGAGGUUGAGAGAGAGAGAGAGAGAGAGAGAGGACAGAAGAGGAGGUGUGAAAAGUGUCCUCAUCAGGGCUUGAAGCAUAAAAGUGGCCGGGCAGAGAAGGAGAAGAAAAGGAGGAAAAGAAGGAGAGGGUGUGGGAGUGCAACCCGAUCCGAGGACUUACACACUGCUGGCAGUGAGAACGUUCGCCUCAUAACUUCAACUACUACUGCUGUUGCUACUGACGCUCCGUUUUCAUCCAACACUCAUGUUCUGGGCUGUUUUUCACUUUCGAUUCCAAUUCUACUGACCUUCAAAUUCUAUUUAUUCAAAGACAAUUUGUCUGUUACAUCACUGAGCAGAGAAACUACAAGUGGAUGACAACUUCAUCAGCAGGACCUGAAUUUAUAAUCAAGGCUAUAUCAGAGCCACUGGGGAAACCUAUCUAAAAAGCAAGGGGUCAUCAGAGCAAGAGUUUCACUGUAAGACCAAAAACGAGGGAUGAUUUGAGAGGCUUGCUGACAACAACCUGUCAAUCUACAAAGAACCAACUACAAAGUGUCUAAGAGGCACUAACUAUCACAUAGACUUGUCAUUGUGUCCAAGCUGCAACCUUUCUCCUGAGAACAGGAGGUCUCCAGGACAGGGAGAGAAAGCCGAGGAUUUCAGCUAGACCUGCGGUCUUAAACAAGUGCUCCUGUGUGUGUUUGCCAGCAGAGAAGCAACACUGAAAGCUGGAACUCAGAGAAACGCAGAAACCUACCCAGCUAAGCUUGUGGUUUGAGUAAAUGCUUAUGUAUUCGGUGUUUAUUUGUGUUCAAGUGUGGCCCUGACAUCACAUGUCCUCACUCUGGGAAGCACUGCCUUGCGUCCACCCUCUGAGUAAGUGUGUGUGGGAGAGUCAGUGAGAACAAGAGUGAGACAGAUCGGCUCAUUUGGCAGGACCUGAAGUGCGAGGGCUAGUCACACACAAACUCUCCACCUUUGAAUGUCUGGGCUCAAGAGACAAACCGACUCUGUGUGUACUGGGAUUCCCCUCCUCUAAUACACCUGAGCAUUGACUGACCUCAAUAUUACAGGUGAUUUCCAUGACCAGCUUUAUUGUCAUCAUCAUCUUGUUGCCAAUCAGCUACUGACUGUUCCAUCUCCGUCACACCAGACGUCAACCUUACUUGUUGCUUUUAAACUGAACUGGGUACAUUUCAGCACUAGAUCACCAUCACCAUGAGGCACCUUUGUUUGGCACUAGCCAUUGUAUGCUUGGCAUCUGUUGCUGGUGCCAUGUCCACCUGCAAGACUUUGGACCUCGAGCUGGUGAAGAGGAAGCGAAUUGAGGCCAUUCGUGGACAGAUUCUCAGUAAAUUACGCAUGGCCAAAGAGCCCGAGCCUGAAGAUGACCCAAAAGACGAAAUCCCAGACAAUAUCAUCUCAAUCUACAACAGCACUGUGGAGACCACUGAGGACCAGCAGAGCACGAUAGUUCCUGAGACAGAGUACCAGGAAGAAGAGGAAUACUUUGGCAAAGAAAUGCACAAAUUCAACAUGACUCAUUUUACCAGUAAUGGAGAGAAAACGCUAUAUUUUAAUGUGAGUGAAAUGAAGCAAAGCAUCCAGGACUACAGGCUGCUAUCUCAGGCCAAGCUCAGACUGUAUGUGAAAGACCCUACAAUCCAACCCGGCUUGCCACAGAGACUGGCGAUCUACCAAGGUCUAGGCAGUACGACAAAAUAUCUGGGCUUCUAUGACAUCUCUAAUGAAUUGAGAAACAAAUGGAUAUCCAUCGAUGUAACAGCAACGCUCAAAGAGUGGCUCCAGUUGCCUGAAACUAAACAAACAUUUGAGCUGAAGCUUGACUGUGAAUGUGGACAGCCUACUGAGAAAUUCAAAUUUGAAAUAUCAGGGCUGAGUAAUAAAAGAGGAGACAAAAAGCAUAUUGCCGAAUUAAUGGUCAAGCCGUACAUUCUGGCCAUGUCUGUUCCUUCUGACGGCUUUACCCCCUCGUCACGCAAAAAGCGAUCAACUGCCACGGAACCAACUUGUGAUGAAAAAACAGAGGCCUGCUGCAUGCGGGCACUCUUCAUUGAUUUCCGGAAGGAUCUUGGCUGGAAGUGGAUCCACAAGCCUAAAGGAUACUUUGCCAACUACUGCAUGGGCUCCUGCGCAUACAUCUGGAAUGCUGAAAACAAAUACUCACAGAUUUUAGCCCUUUACAAGCACCAUAACCCAGGUGCGUCGGCUCAGCCGUGUUGUGUACCUCAAGUCCUGGAACCUCUUCCAAUCGUGUAUUAUGUGGGCAGACAAUACAAGGUGGAGCAGCUGUCCAACAUGGUUGUGAAAAGCUGCAAGUGCAGUUAAAGGUUUUGAAGUUCGUUCAACUUGAGUUCUUUACCACACACACACACACACACACACACACACACACACACACACACACACACACACACACACACAGAGUAAUGGGGACAGAAUAUCUCUGAGGAACAGGAAUGAAAAGACAGCAAAGAGGACCUAAAGAUGAGAAGCAGACCAAGUCAUGAAAAAAAGCAAAGAGGACCUUUAACUUCUGAAUUGCUUCCGAAUUUUAGUCACCAAAGAUAACCUUGUAGACUUCCAUGUACAACAACAACAACAAAUGCUUCAUUUAAAUGUAGUAUUCACUUUAAUAUUGUAUUACUAUUAAUUUAUUGUUGCUUAGGUCAAGUUGCAUUUUACCAUGUCACAUAAAACUACAUGGCAGAUGCACACUGCUGAUUUCUGUUUCCGUAUGGUGCUGUUGAAAAAAGGGACACACAACGUUGGAGGACAGUCCGUCCAAAGAUCUGGAGAAAAUCAAUAAAUGAAUGUGCUUACCAACAAAUACCGAGAUGUUUGCACUAAUUCGUGGAUGCUGAAUCGCUAGAGGAGCGCAAUGAUGGACCACAAGAACUGUUGACCUCAGUUUUCGGAAAAUACUUUUCAAAAUAUGGACAGACGUCCAGACACUGAUGAGCCUUUACGUGGUCCCAAGGUAUCCCAAACCUCCAGUCAUUAUUCUGGACAGCUAUAUGUGAAAUUCCCCUCCCAAUAAAGGGGACUUUACUUUGA
This is a messenger RNA of Neoarius graeffei (lesser salmon catfish), 3226 nucleotides long. It is a transcript of the gene tgfb1a, whose product is annotated as transforming growth factor, beta 1a. Gene Ontology annotation, biological process: SMAD protein signal transduction; transforming growth factor beta receptor signaling pathway; regulation of cell population proliferation. Lineage: Eukaryota; Metazoa; Chordata; Actinopteri; Siluriformes; Ariidae. The record is from RefSeq and is a predicted model, not a curated record. Bases 1367 to 2497 code for a protein of 376 amino acids. Gene Ontology annotation, molecular function: type II transforming growth factor beta receptor binding; growth factor activity; cytokine activity. Gene Ontology annotation, cellular component: extracellular region. The transcript has 9 exons.